CCCCGCAUCUCCAUGGAAACGGACCGCACUUCCGCUGAGCUAUAGGCGGGCGAUGGCGGCCGGGGAGCCGGGGGAUUUGGGCGGCUACUACUUCAGAUUCCUGCCUCAGAAAACCUUCCAGUGUCUGAGCACCCCCGAGACCACCAGCCGGCUCCGCCAGUGGUCCAUGCUGGGCAGAGUCGCGGCGCAGGCGUUCGGCUUCGACCAGACGUUCCAGGCUUACCGCAAGGACGAAUUCGUCAUGGCUUUCUUCAAAGACCCAAAUGUCAUUCCCAAUUUGCAGUUACUUUCAGAUUCUUCCGGACAGUGGACCACAUUAGGAACUGAAGUGAAAAAAAUUGAAGCUAUAAAUGUCCCUUGUACACAGCUUUCAAUGUCAUUUUUUAACCGGUUGUAUGAUGAAGAUAUUGUACGAGACAAUGGACAUAUUGUUAAAUGCUUAGAUUCUUUUUGUGAUCCCUUUCCUAUUUCUGAUGAGUUACGAAAAAUGUUGCUCGUGGAAGACUCCGAAAAGUAUGAAGUAUUCAGCCAACCUGAUAGAGAAGAGUUUCUGUUCUGUCUUUUCAAACAUCUUUGCCUCGGUGGAGCCCUUUGUCAGUAUGAAGAUGUGCUUCACCCAUACCUGGAAACCACGAAGCUCCUCUAUAAAGAUCUAGUGAGAGUUACCUGGAAUGGUCCGAACAACUUGCUUAGAGUCAAUGUGGGAUCGAGCCUCAGAAAUCAGCACAGUGUUCGAAAGAAUCCUCAGACCAAGAAAAUACAAAUUACUUCUUCCGUCUUUAAAGUCACAGCAUAUGAUGGCGCUGGUGUGUGCUACCCUUCGACGAAGAGUCACGAACAGACAUUUUCUUAUUUCAUUGUGGAUCCGAUCAAGCGUCAUGUUCAUGUUUUAUACCACUCUUAUGGUGUGGGGGAAAUGUCUUAACAGGUUCUUUCAGAUUAUCUAUUUUGAUAUUGUUUUAUUUACCAAUUUUAAUUUUAAUGCCAAUUUAUAGGUAAACAUUUACUUUGCAAGUCAAUUCAAGUAAAAUAUAGAGAACCUACUUGGAGCAGAAGGAGACAAGUACCAAGAUGCCUUUCUUUAAAUGUGUCUGGAAUAGUAACGUGAGGACCAGAUUCCAUCCCGAACACAAUCUACACCAGUACAGUCUUGGAAUUUUUGCACAAAGUUACAAAGAACUAAAAAUCCAGUUCAUAUUUGUUGCAUUAAGAUUUAAGUAAGCCCUCGAUUUUCCAUGUGUUUUAUUUUAGAAGCUAAUUAAUUCUGGGUUGAAAUUGUGGCAGAAAACUGAAUGUCACUCUAUCGAUCAUUAAUAUGAACUGUUCGCUUUUCAAAUUUGAGUUUCAUUUCAUUACAUUUCUUCAUUGCAUAAAGAUUUACGUUUCUAGGGCUGUAAAGUGCAUAACAAUUCCUUUGCUUCAUUUGUUCCACUUAAAAUCCUCAAUAAAACAGUAAUGUUCUGAAAGUAA
This is a messenger RNA of Zalophus californianus (California sea lion), 1470 nucleotides long. It is a transcript of the gene CFAP300, whose product is annotated as cilia and flagella associated protein 300. Bases 53 to 925 code for a protein of 290 amino acids. The record is from RefSeq and is a predicted model, not a curated record. The transcript has 8 exons. NCBI's taxonomy places the organism in Eukaryota, Metazoa, Chordata, Mammalia, Carnivora, Otariidae.